AUGUCUACUGAGCCGAGCCCCGCGAUAAACGGCUCGUCUGCUCAGCAACAGCAGCAGCCUCAACCUCCCCCGUUACGUUCAGCCCUCAAAAGUGAAGAGGACAUUGAACGCCCGCUUCCUCCAAGCGGUCCCCUUAAAGCAGUCCAGAUUGCAGAAUCCGAGCCCGAGAUCCAGACACUUGAGGACGACUCUCAACCUACAAAGCAAUUCCAUACCAAACUUCGACGACGCCUAAGUGGCAAGCCUCCACCUUCUCAGCUUCCCAACAGCUCUUCCAGGUCCUCCUUAAGCGAUGGCCCUUCCACCAGUCGCGCGCCCGAAGAACCUGCUCCGACUUCGAACCCCUCUUCGCACCACCAUCACAGUCACCGCCGUCAGUAUUAUAGUGAGAAAUUACUCGCCCAAGUGGGAGAUUGGUUGGAACAUGAACGUGCCAAAGCACAUGCCAGGAAAUCGAAGAAGACGAGCCGCCGUCGCAAGUCCAAGUCGCCCAACAAGGAGGAUCAGUCCAAGAGCAUUGGAGAAACUGAGCCCGCAUCCGCAUCCGCGCAAGGAUCUGAACAGAGCAACAAUGGGCGGCCCCGCUCUAAUUCUGUCGACUCCGACUCCAGUGAUACCUCUUUUGAUAGACUUCAGCGGAUUUUGGAAGAGUCUCUAGCUCACAUGGGCCUUAAUUCGGUGCCUCAUAUGACCCCUAAGAUGUCCCGACCAAAGCAGCGAAAAGUUCCUUCUCGAUCUUCUCUGCUUGGCCCUUCUUCCGAUACCGAAUACGCCGAUGGUGAUGCAAUUGUGCCCAGCUGCGACGUUUGGCUUGAUAACACCAAGACAAUGAGCUACGCGGGUGGCAAUGCAGAUGCAGAAGAUCAGGACAUCAAAGAUACUGAUGUCAAGGCUGACAAAGAGAAAGAGGGUUGGCUCAGUUUCAAGAACGAAAUCAUUCGCAUCGCCCACACCUUGAGGCUCAAGGGAUGGAGGCGUAUUCCCCUGGGUGGUGGUGACAUCAUUUCUGUUGUGAGGUUGAGCGGUGCCCUGACCAAUGCUGUAUACGUCGUCACGCCUCCCAAGGAAAUCGAUGAGGCCGACGGCAGGCGAAAGCCCUCCAAAGUCCUCCUACGUAUCUACGGACCUCAGGUCGAGCACCUCAUUGAUCGAGACAAUGAACUCUCAGUUUUGCAAAGGCUGGCACGCAAGAAAAUCGGACCUAGAUUGCUCGGCACUUUCCAGAAUGGCCGCUUCGAGCAGUACUUCGAAUCCAUCACACUCACCCCGAGGGAUCUUCGAGACCCUGACACGUCUCGCUCUAUUGCCAAGCGAAUGCGGGAGCUCCACGACGGCAUUGACCUGCUUCCCCACGAGAGAGAAGGCGGCCCUGCCACAUGGAAAAGCUGGGAUCAAUGGUUGGAUAAUGUGGAACGCAUCGCCACUUAUCUCGACAACGAGUAUGAAAAGCAUGCUGGAGCUCAGCACGGUCAACAGGACUCUGUUGCGCAUGCUUGGAAGUCGCGAGGUUAUGUGUGUGGAACCACAUGGCCUGAAUUCAGGAACAUGAUGACGAAGUACCGGGUUCACCUCAACAGCUUCUACAAGGGAGGUCAACGAGAGGUCAAGGACAACCUCGUCUUUGCGCACAGCGAUACUCAAUAUGGAAACAUUCUUCGCAUUCGCCCUGAUGACGAAAAGUCACCUCUUCUUCAGGCUGCCAAUAAGCAUAAGCAGCUCAUCGUCAUUGACUUUGAAUAUGCGGGACCCAACACUCGUGGUCUUGAAUUUGCCAAUCACUUCAACGAGUGGACAUACAAUUACCACGAUGCUGCGGCGCCCUGGGCGUGCGACGUGCGACGAUAUCCCACACCUGAUGAACAGCGUCGUUUUAUCAAGGCUUACGUCGAUCACCGUCCCCGGUUCCAAGGCAGUAACUCCACACCCCGACUGGCCCCUGCUGAUAGUAACGCCUCCAGCGGCAUUUCGACGCCACUUGCGACACCUGGAAACCCUGCUGCAAGCAGCUCAAGCUCUAUCGUUGAGUUUAUGCUUGAUGCACGAGUACCCCCAGGAGGUUGGAGUGCUGCAGAACGAGCCAACGACGAACAGAGAGAUCAACGCGUGCGAGAGUUGUUGGAGGAGACCCGACAGUGGCGCCCCGCCAAUCAUGCCCAUUGGAUUGCGUGGGGCCUUGUCCAAGCCAAGAUCCCAGGUCUUGAUGAGUCUAUCAAAGAAGAAGACCUGCUGAGCCCCGACGAGUUCGAUUAUUUGAGCUAUGCCCAAGACCGUACCAUGUUCUUCUGGGGCGACUGCGUGCGCAUGGGACUUGUUAAACUGGAACAGCUGCCACCUAAGCUGCAGCAGCAGGUCAAGACCGUCGAAUACUAA
Molecule: messenger RNA, 2370 nt
Organism: Fusarium venenatum
Lineage: Eukaryota; Fungi; Ascomycota; Sordariomycetes; Hypocreales; Nectriaceae
Product: kinase-like domain-containing protein
Biological process (GO): phosphatidylethanolamine biosynthetic process; phosphatidylcholine biosynthetic process
Cellular component (GO): cytoplasm
Molecular function (GO): choline kinase activity; ethanolamine kinase activity
Source: RefSeq, a predicted model, not a curated record